Messenger RNA from Strongylus vulgaris, 756 nucleotides. The record is from the annotation of a GenBank genome assembly. NCBI's taxonomy places the organism in Eukaryota, Metazoa, Nematoda, Chromadorea, Rhabditida, Strongylidae.
AUGAACAGCUUGUUCUACCUGGAUUCUAAAGGAGGACAGCCUACUCUUGAUGGUCAAGGCAUUUAUCGGUCAGUUGCUCAAAAUCUCAAUUACUGGAUAAUAUCACAGAAGGUUAACUUUGCCAUAAAUCCAAAUUCUAGACCAGGCUCAUCAACUGAUGUAUCCUCGAUUGAUUCGGGUUCAAAUAAUAUGCAUCGUUCGGUAACAUUCAACUCUUGCAAUGACUACUAUGAAAAAGAAAGCUCAAUGCCUCGACGGAUCGGCUUUAAACAGCGUGCUUCCCAGGUUAUACUCCAAGUUCCCGUAGAACAUCUGCGUCGAAUACGGGAAACGGAAGGGAUUGGCUCAAUCAGUCGCGAAACGCAACAUUUCUCGCCUGUGAGGAAGUUAAUGGAAAGCUUUAUAAAUAUCGUGAAAAUGCCAAAAGUCUCCUUCCUGAUUAGCGAGAAUGGAAUGGACUUUCCAAUGAUAACCAUGUGUAAUUUCAAUCCAGUAAAGAAAUCCUACAUUAAAGAGUUGAACAAAACAGGCGAAUUCUCAGAUCAUCUACUCGACUACCUCAUGGAAUCUCUAAUGGAUACGGAAGCAUUCUACGGUAAUGCCGAUCGAGCAGAAUUACAUGUGGGAGAUCGCGCUCUGCAAGUUUACCAAAAACAAUAUCCAAACUUCACAUUUGAAGGAUUUUUCGACGAUGCUGGGUGCAGUACUUCCUUUUUCACUCCUAUCUUUUUUUACUAUAGCAAUAAUCUUCAAUAA